Fonsecaea nubica is the source of this 1683-nucleotide messenger RNA. RefSeq lists its product as hypothetical. The record is from RefSeq and is a predicted model, not a curated record. Lineage: Eukaryota; Fungi; Ascomycota; Eurotiomycetes; Chaetothyriales; Herpotrichiellaceae. The coding region runs from base 1 to 1683 and encodes 560 amino acids. The transcript has a single exon. Gene Ontology annotation, molecular function: CoA-ligase activity.
AUGCCAAUCUUCAAAUCCUCGUUCCCUCCGAUCGAGGUCCCCACCAACCUCCCGGUGUGGACGUGGCUAUUCGACUCCGAAUACAGCCCACUGCAGAGACAGCAGCGCGGCGAGAAACUGGGCGGAUUCACAAACGCAAUCACAAAGGAACGCCUCGGCUACGACGAGCUCAAGGUGCACACGACGCACCUCUCGACGGCGCUGGUGAGGCGGUACGGUCUGCAGGCGGGCCAGACCGUGGGGAUCCUCACGCCCAACACGGUGUGGUAUCCCUGCGUCAUGUUCGGCACCCUGCGCGCGGGCGGGAUAGUCUCUGGCGCGUCCCCGGCAUACAACGCCGAGGAGCUGGCGUUUGCGCUGAAAACGGCCGAGGCCAAGUUCCUCUUCACCGCGCCUCCGAAUCUCUCGGUCGCGGUGGCGGCGGCGAGGAGCGUCGGGAUCCCGCAGGAGCAUGUCUUCCUGAUCUACGGGGCGGCAGAGAACUUCACCACGCUGGCGGAGUUGCUCGAGAUCGGCAGGUCGUACGGCACCAGCCAGGUCGAGGCGUAUAGAAUACCCCCGGACAAACAAAACAGGGACGUCUGCGCGUUUCUAUCCUUCUCCAGCGGCACGACAGGCCUGCCCAAAGCCGUCAUGGUGGGCCACUCCAACAUCAUCGCCCAAUGUCUGCAGGUGGGACGAAUGACCCCGGCGUCUCUCCGGCGCAUUCUCACGGUCCUGCCCCUUUUCCACAUCACGGGCCUCGUCCACCAUCUCCACCUACCCGUCUUUCUGAACGCGGAGGUCUACCUCCUCCCGAGCUUCACAAUGGAGGACACACUCCAGAGCAUCCAGGACUACCAGCUCGAGGAAGUCCUGCUUGUGCCUCCGAUCUUGAUCCGCAUGGUCCGCGACCCGGCGCUUCUUCGACGGUACAACCUCAGUUCGUUACGGCGACUCAUGUCCGGCGCGGCGCCCUUGUCCGCCGAGAUCCUCGCCUUGAUCCAACAAUACUUCCCCAACAUUGGAUUCAAGCAAGGGUACGGCAUGACCGAGUCGUGCUCGUGCAUCACGCUGCACCCGCCCGACAUGUAUGAUUUCCGAUACGCAACGCGGGUCGGGACGAUCGUGCCGUCGACCGAGGUCAAGUUCGUCGAUCCGCAGACCGGCCGGGAGUGCGGCGUCAACGAGCCCGGCGAGAUCUGGGCGCGCGGACCGCAGAUCGUGAUGGGCUACCUGAACAACAAAAAGGCCACCGAAGAGACCUUUGACAGCGAAGGGUUCCUCCACACGGGGGAUAUUGGGAGUAUCGACGACGAGGGCAUGGUGAGCAUCACAGACCGUCUGAAGGAGAUGAUCAAGGUCAACGGCAUCGGCGUAGCGCCCGCGGAACUCGAAGACCUCCUCCUGGGCCACGAUGAGGUCGAGGACGUGGCCGUGCUGGGAGUCAAGGACGAGCUCUCCGGCGAGCAUCCCAAGGCUUUCAUUGUCGUGAAGCAGCAGGCCACACAGAAGAGGGAAAAGGAUCUCGAUGCCCUAAGGGGACGGUUGAUCAAGUACGUCCAAGAGCGGAAAGCACGGCACAAAUGGAUCGCCGAGAUCGACUUCAUCGACGAGAUCCCCAAGUCGGCGUCCGGUAAGAUCCUCAGACGCGUGCUCAGAGACAAAAUGUCUCGGGGGAAUCCGCGAGCGGCCAAGCUGUAG